AUGAAGAUGGAGACAUGUACGGUUGCAAUUCUCUGUCUGGCCUUGAUUGUUCUAAACUUGCAAAGGGCUUCUUGCAAUUUCUCAAAUGGUGGGCUAGGUCCAGGCCCAAGCCCAUCUGUGCAACAAGAGAAGGAUGAAGUGGUUGAGCUUCCUGGGCUGUCCUUCAAUCUCAACGUUGCCCACUAUGCUGGGUUUGUGACCGUUGAUCAUGGGCCAGGUAGGGCCCUCUUCUAUUGGUUCUUUGAAGCCGUUGAGGACCCUUCAUCAAAGCCUCUUGUUCUUUGGCUCAAUGGAGGACCUGGAUGUUCUUCCAUUGGUUUUGGAGUGGCGGAGGAAAUUGGCCCUUUUCACAUUAAGCCAGAUGGGAAGACCCUUUAUCCAAAUCCUUACUCUUGGAAUCAAGCUGCCAAUAUGCUAUUCCUUGACUCCCCAGUUGGGUCGGGCUAUUCCUAUUCAAACAACUCCAAAGAUGGGUUGGACAAUGGAGAUGAAAGGACUGCCAAGGAAGCAUUAGUGUUUCUGGAGAAGUGGUUCGAGCGAUUCCCACAAUAUAAAGGAAGAGAAUUUUAUAUCGUGGGGGAGAGCUAUGCAGGACACUUCGUUCCCCAAUUGGCCCAAGCGAUUGUGCGGUCACAUACAUCGGCAGGUGAAGAUUCAAUUAAUUUGAAGGGAUAUAUGGUGGGAAAUGCUCUGACUGAUGAUUUCCAUGGUCACUUGGGGGUCUUCCAAUAUAUGUGGACUGCCGGUAUGAUAUCAGAUGAAACCUAUAAGCUGCUUAACAUUUUCUGCGUCUUCCAAUCGUUUGAGCACAUCGCUCCCGAGUGUCAGAAGAUAAUUGACAUUGCCACUGAAGAACACGGAGAUAUCGAUGAGUUUAGUGUAUUUGCUCCUACUUGCACAGGCGCUGGUCAUUUGUCGAGCAGGCUACUGAAAAGGCAGCAUUCGGCGGGACGCAUCACUGAAGAAUAUGAUCCUUGUGUUGAGAAGUACACAACUGUUUACUUCAAUUUGCCGGAGGUGCAAAAGGCACUCCACGUCGAUCCAGCAGUUGCACCAUCUAAGUGGGAAGUCUGCAGUGACAUAAUUGAAGAUCAUUGGAAGGACUCUGCCACGUCUGUGCUAGAUAUCUAUCGGGAACUUAUACAUUCCGGGCUCCGCAUUUGGAUGUUCAGUGGAGACGCGGAUGCCGUAAUGCCAGUUCCGUCCACCAGAUAUACUAUUGAGGCUCUCAACCUUACGGCUUUGUCUCCUUGGCAUGCUUGGUACCAUAAAGGACAGGUGGGAGGAUGGACUCAAGAUUAUGACGGUCUUACCUAUGUAACAGUGCGGGGAGCUGGCCAUCAGGUUCCUCGGGAUAAACCAGAAAUGGCACUAAUAAUCAUCAAGGCCUUCCUAUCUGGUAGCCCAAUGCCAACCUUGUCGAAGUUUGCCGAUUCUUGAAUCCAUCAAAAUGCUGUUUUGUAGUGAUUUGAUCUCAUGAAAACAAUGUAGGGAUCCCAUUCCCAACGAUUUCACAAAUCCAUUAGUGUUAUGAUGUUAUCCCCAGGCAUUGAAUCUGGAUCCUUAGCUUAUUUUAUUUUAUUUUAUUUUUU
Messenger RNA from Magnolia sinica, 1592 nucleotides. Its product is annotated as serine carboxypeptidase II-2-like. The coding region runs from base 1 to 1440 and encodes 479 amino acids. Lineage: Eukaryota; Viridiplantae; Streptophyta; Magnoliopsida; Magnoliales; Magnoliaceae. Gene Ontology annotation, molecular function: serine-type carboxypeptidase activity. Gene Ontology annotation, biological process: proteolysis. The transcript is spliced from 10 exons. Gene Ontology annotation, cellular component: vacuole. The record is from RefSeq and is a predicted model, not a curated record.